AUGGUGCAAAAGAACAUGAGUUGGAGCAGAGUCCGGUACGAGAGGAAAGAUGGCAUGCAAGAGAGCUUGGAGAGACAAGAGCAGGAAGAAGGAAUGGAGCAUGUAUUGGGCUGUCGACGGGAGGAAGCACGCGUCACAGGUGGGGAUACAAUGCGAAAAACUGCGGGCUGGGAAAAAGUACAGGGUGAGAAAGAAAGCGGUCUGCAAGAGAGCUUGGAUAAGAAAGAGCUGGGUUCUACAACUCUUGCAGGUGUCCAAGAGACCGAGUCACAUAUGGUCGUGGAGUGA
This is a messenger RNA of Bacidia gigantensis, 288 nucleotides long. RefSeq lists its product as uncharacterized. The record is from RefSeq and is a predicted model, not a curated record. Bases 1 to 288 code for a protein of 95 amino acids. Lineage: Eukaryota; Fungi; Ascomycota; Lecanoromycetes; Lecanorales; Ramalinaceae. The transcript has 2 exons.